AUUUCGUUUACAUUUCAUUUCAGCCUCAUUUCCUCAACAUUUGCAGCUUAGCUUGCUGCACUUUGCUGCUACCAUGCUGUUGGUGCAGCUCUCCCUUCUUCAUUUGCUACCUUUUUGUGCAGCUUUCAUUUUCAUUUGCUACUAUUUUGACAGCUUGAACACCACAACUCCAACACUCCUCCUUGGUGUUAAAGCUACAAAAAUCAAAAACAGAAAUUGAUUUAUGCCUAAGCACCUAGGAUCAGCCUUUUGUUGUCCAUCUUAUGCUUGGUUUUCACCAUUUUUUUUUCACAUCCAUGUACCAUUAUUCUCAAACAACCUCAGCUCCUCCUUCAUUACAGCUUUUCUUCUUUGGAUUUUGUUGCCUCAAACAAAUUUUGGAGGUUUUGCAACUAAGUUGCAUUUUCUGAGUAAAUAAA
This is a messenger RNA of Rubroshorea leprosula, 419 nucleotides long. The record is from the annotation of a GenBank genome assembly. Lineage: Eukaryota; Viridiplantae; Streptophyta; Magnoliopsida; Malvales; Dipterocarpaceae.